CUCCACCGUACGAUUGCUUAUCAAGGCCCUUGGGGGGAAAGGUUCUGCGUCUUAUCGUUCCGAUCGAGAUAAGAGGCGAAGGGACCGGUCGCAUCGACUACAUAUAUCUGCGAGGUGCCCUGACCUGCACGACGGGACGACCAACUCGGACGUUGCGCUCCCGUCACGCUCGACACUCUCAGAUACGACAACCAAUUAACCAAACAUGUCGCCGCCGCCGCUAGAGUACGUCUUCAAACGAGUCGGAGAGCUCGAGAUCGUUCUCGAUGUCUACCUACCAACUGGGGCGACCGCGGACGAUCCGGCGAGCGUCUGCGUUUGGUGGCACGGCGGUGGAUUGUUCCAGGGAACGAGGAAAGCUUGUCCACCGAAUAUGGAACUCCUACCCACUCGUUCCAACAUCGCCUUCAUCUCGGCCGACUACCGGCUCGCUCCACAGAGCAACAUCCACCUCAUCCUCGAGGACACGGUCGACGCGAUCGAUUUCAUCAGACGAGAACUGCCAGGGAGACUCGAAGGCAAGAUCGACCCGACCAAGUUGGCGGUCUCGGGAGGCAGUGCGGGCGGGUGGUUGGCCUUGUUGGCAGGGAUUCCGACAAAGGGGCAGCCAGGAGCCGUCGUCGACCCGCCCGUCACUUGUAUCGCGAGCAUCUACCCGAUCACGGAUGUGGACACGGCGUUUUACACGACAAAGCAGAGGCCGGUGUCGUACUGGCCAAAGGGAAUUAUCCCCGACGACCAGGCCGCUCCACACAUCGAUCCUUCCGAUCCUGAACUUUGCAGUUCUUCCACGACCUCGUCUCGAUCCAUCGUCUACCACUAUGCGUUACAAGAAGCGCUCUGGCAUCACCUCUGGCUCGUCAACGCCCCCACACAGUCCCCCGGUGCGUCUACGGACCCGCGGUCGUUCAACGUCGGCGAGAGGCUGGAGAUGGCCAAGAGGGACGGCGUCGAGGUGCCUCCUCUUUUCUUGACGAGUGGGACGGCGGACGACAAGGUGGAUCCCGCCGGGGCGGAGAGGUUGGCGAGCCGGUUGAAGAGCUUGGGGUGUGAUUAUGUGUGGGACGAGAGGCAGGGGUGUGAUCAUCUGUUUGAUCAGGACGAGAGCGAGAGGAUGGAGAGGAUGCACGAGUUUUUGCAGAGGCAUUUGUUGUAG
Messenger RNA from Filobasidium floriforme, 1156 nucleotides. RefSeq names its product Alpha/Beta hydrolase protein. The record is from RefSeq and is a predicted model, not a curated record. The transcript has 5 exons. Gene Ontology annotation, molecular function: serine-type peptidase activity. The coding region runs from base 206 to 1156 and encodes 316 amino acids. Lineage: Eukaryota; Fungi; Basidiomycota; Tremellomycetes; Filobasidiales; Filobasidiaceae. Gene Ontology annotation, biological process: proteolysis.